Molecule: messenger RNA, 1735 nt
Organism: Hibiscus syriacus
Lineage: Eukaryota; Viridiplantae; Streptophyta; Magnoliopsida; Malvales; Malvaceae
Product: laccase-6-like
Exons: 5
Coding region: 1-1725 (574 amino acids)
Biological process (GO): lignin catabolic process
Cellular component (GO): apoplast
Molecular function (GO): hydroquinone:oxygen oxidoreductase activity; copper ion binding
Source: RefSeq, a predicted model, not a curated record
AUGGCAGACUUAGCCGCUUUCGUUUUCAUGUUCGUAACGUUGUCAAUGUUGUCCUGUUUCCAAUCUUUCCAUGUGGUGGCACAUGAGUGGCCUGCAGGGGGUUCAACCAGGUUCUAUGAUUUCAGGGUGCAAACGAUGAGGGUUACUAAAUUGUGUAAUACCAAAGAGAUUGUGACCAUUAACAGAAUGUUCCCGGGACCUGUUGUUUACGCGCAAGAGGAUGCUAGGAUCAUUGUCAAGGUCACCAAUGAGACCCCUUACAAUGCCACAAUUCACUGGCAUGGAGUGAGGCAGAAGCUAUCAUGCUGGUUUGAUGGUCCAUCUUACAUUACUCAGUGUCCCAUUCAAGCUGGUCAGAGUUUCACGUAUGAGUUCACAAUGGUGAAGCAGAAGGGCACUUUUUUCUGGCACGCUCAUGUUUCUUGGCUUAGGGCCACUGUUCAUGGUGCCAUUGUUGUGUAUCCUAAGACAGGGGUCACUUACCAUUUCAAGCACCCUUACGAAGAGCACAUCGUAAUCCUAGGGGAGUAUUGGCUAAGAGAUGUAGUACAACUUGAGCAGCAAGUUCUAGCUAGUGGCGGCCCUUCUCCACCGGCUGAUGCAUUUACCAUUAACGGUCACCCCGGCCCUAACUACAACUGCUCUAGAAAUGAUGUCUACAAGAUCGAUGUUGUACCAGGGAAGACAUAUCUGUUAAGGUUAAUUAAUGCAGGUCUAAACAUGGAGAACUUCUUUGCCAUAGCUAAUCAUAAACUAACCGUCGUGGAGGCUGAUGCCGAGUACACCAAGCCAUUCACCACGGAUCGUGUGAUGCUGGGACCAGGACAGACCAUGAAUGUUCUUGUCACUGCUGAUCAGCCCAUAGGAAAGUACUCCAUGGCCAUGGGACCUUACAUGUCUGCCCAGAACAUUUCAUUCCAAAACAGAUCAGCCGCAGCUUACUUCCAAUACUUGGGUGCUGUCCCUAACAGCAUAUCGCUACCGGCAAAAUUACCAAAUUUUAACGAUAAUCUUGCUGUAAUGACCGUCAUGGAUGGGCUUAGAAGCCUCAAUCCGGUUAACGUUCCUAAACAGAUCGAUACUAACUUGUUUGUCACCGUGGGAUUAAACGUCAACAAAUGUCGGUCCAAGACACCGCAGAAGAACUGCCGAGGGAUGAACAAUGGGACAUUUGCAGCUUCCAUGAACAACAUAAGCUUUGUAAAGCCUACUAUUUCUAUUCUGGAAGCUUACUAUAAGAAGAUUGGCGGUCAGUUCACAGUGGACUUCCCUGGUGCACCACUUCAAUUCGCUGACUUUGCCAAUGGGGCACCAAACAGUGCUCCUAAUAACACACAGGCCAUCAAUGGAACAAGGACCAAAGUAGUCAAAUUUGGAAGCAGGGUACAACUUGUCUUCCAGGACACUAGUACAGUCACCACCGAAAACCACCCGAUCCAUCUUCACGGCUACAGUUUCUACGUCGUUGGAUAUGGUACCGGGAACUUCAAUCCAUUGACUGCAAACUUUAACUUGAUCGAUCCACCUUAUAUGAACACCAUCGGAGUCCCGGUAGGAGGAUGGGCAGCAAUUCGAUUCGUGGCCGACAAUCCAGGGGUUUGGUUCAUGCAUUGCCACUUAGAAAUACACCAGUCAUGGGGAUUAGGCGCGGUGUUGAUCGUCGAAAACGGGAAAGGAGAGCCGGAGACUCUCCCGCAUCCUCCUGCAGAUCUCCCUCGGUGCUAGUAGAGGCCAC